Molecule: messenger RNA, 1352 nt
Organism: Populus trichocarpa (black cottonwood)
Lineage: Eukaryota; Viridiplantae; Streptophyta; Magnoliopsida; Malpighiales; Salicaceae
Product: zinc finger CCCH domain-containing protein 39
Exons: 2
Coding region: 260-1102 (280 amino acids)
Molecular function (GO): metal ion binding; mRNA binding
Source: RefSeq, a predicted model, not a curated record
GCUGGGGGAUAUUUGGUCCCAGCUAGCACGAGCUGGGUUUUUCAAUUUCCAGCUGAAAUCGUUUCCCAUUCAACAAUGGAUCAUCCAAUAUUUCCUCCCAGAAUGUAGAAUCAUACAAAAAGCAAAUUUUGUAUUUGGAGUCACUUUCUUUUAUUCUCAAAUCAGCCCCUCUGAGUUUUCUUGAUUUUGAGCUGUAAGUUUUUUCCUGUAUAAGAACUCGAAGAAAAGUACUGAAAGAUAACUUGUUUGGAUACCUGGAAUGAGUGAUUCUUCACCUUCUUGCAAAUACUUUACUUUUAGUACCCAAAUGGUUCAUUCUGGUUCUCAAUGCUCCACUCAGAGCAAAGGGUUUGGGAUUGUAUCUAACAUUGGAGACCCCUUAAGGAAGAAACCAAGAAUUUGUGAAAAUAACGCUGGCCCAAGUUCUAAAAUGCUUGUGGGAAAAAGCAAUGCCAUGAUGACUGGUGGUGGCAGCUUCAAGACCCAGUUGUGCAUGAAGUUCAGAACAGGGCAUUGCAGUCAUGGAAGCAAAUGUCUUUUUGCCCAUGCUGUUUGUGAUUUGAGAAAGGCCUUGCCUAACUUGAGAAGGGUUGUUGUCAAUGAGGAUAAAAAUCUCUGUAGGAUGUUCAACUCUGGCAAAGGAUGCACGUAUGGGAAUAAGUGUCGUUUCCUUCAUGUGGUUCCUGAGAAUUUUCAGAAAAAUUUGGGCCAGAACUGGGAGAGUUCAGCUAUAAGCAUUGGAACUACAGGGACUGCUUCUUCAGGAGGUCACAAAAAAGGGUAUAAGAAAACAAGGCUUUGUAACAACUGGGAAAUGACUGGAGGCUGCCCAUAUGGCAAGGUGUGUCACUUUGCUCAUGGACAACAAGAGUUAGAGAAGUCUGAUGGCAGCAUUGCAUUGGCAUCUGGGAUUGUGCCAACUAAAGCUUCAAAUUCUCUUCUUAUGGGCAAGGAUGGCAUUGGUUCUAAUCACAAGCAUGAAGCGCAGGCAACGCAUUGCAUGUUCAAGUGGAAAGCACUCAAGAAAACAAGGGGUAUAUAUGCUGACUGGAUAGAAGAUAUGCACCUUCUGCAUAGCUCACUGAAUGAAGUAGAGAACUGAAAACUUUACUUGAACAGUCUUAAAUAGAUAAACAAAAACUUCUGUUGGAUUUAGCUCCCUUUUCCUAUCUUGUUUUCUCUGUUGUGGUUGUCGAAGGAUCUUGAUUGAUUUCUCUCUGAUCCUCUGUCAUCUUGGUUUCAGAUGUAAAAAUCUCUCGUCUGAGGAGUCUAUAUGAUAUUUUGAAUGCUAUCUGUGUCAUUUUAACAGUACCAUAUAUCGAUACGAGGAGAAUGAAUUUUUCUUCGCAUAA